AUGAAUUCUACAAAGAAAUACUUGUUGAAGGCUUUUAUCUCCCAUGGGGAGUUUCCAUGUGUGGUUUUGCCCUUGUCUCCGGCACCGAUCGACGACUAUAAAGUUGUGUUAAGAGGGAAGACGCCGAGGGAGGUCAACCUCUUCUCGUUGAGAGCUGAGACAUGGAAAUCGAUUAAAUCCCCUACGAAAGGCACUACGCAUAGGAAGGGGCUGUUUUUGAGAGAGGCACUUCAUUGGCUAGCUUAUGAGCGAGACAACACUACUCCUUUUAAGUAUUCCGGACUACCAAUAGUUCUAUUUGCCUUUGAUUUGGCGAAGGAGGAGUUCCGGAAAAGUAGUAUUCUGAACUACUUGACUUGUGAAAGCCGUUUGGGAGUUUCUUGCGAAGGAUGCCUGUAUAUAGUGCAUUAUAGUCGGCUGUUUGAGCCUAGAUGGAUAGAUUAUGUUGUUGAUUUUUGGGUCAUGAGAGAAUACAGCAACAGUGAUUCCUGGACUAGAUCCUUUAGCCUAAGGUUUUCUGAUGAGCCCGAUAAGCGGAUUUAUAUGCUUGAACCGAUAUUGUUUAAGGAAACUUGUGCAUUUGUGAUGAACAGGCCGAAGAAGUUUGAUCAAGACAGAGAAGAGAUGCCUGAUCACAUGUAUAUGAUUCAUGAUCAAAAUAAACAAGAGAACGCCAGCAUGUAUAUUCUUCACAGUAAUUCCCCAGACAUGAUCGUAUAUGAAGAGAGUCUCAGUGAGUAUCAUGGGGUGGAAAAGGCUCUAAUCCUCUAUGUACCACAAGGCUUGAUAACGCUGAAAAGAUAA
Molecule: messenger RNA, 804 nt
Organism: Rosa rugosa (rugosa rose)
Lineage: Eukaryota; Viridiplantae; Streptophyta; Magnoliopsida; Rosales; Rosaceae
Product: F-box protein CPR1-like
Exons: 1
Coding region: 1-804 (267 amino acids)
Source: RefSeq, a predicted model, not a curated record